Messenger RNA from Neltuma alba, 2188 nucleotides. RefSeq names its product O-fucosyltransferase 7. Lineage: Eukaryota; Viridiplantae; Streptophyta; Magnoliopsida; Fabales; Fabaceae. Gene Ontology annotation, cellular component: cytoplasm. The transcript is spliced from 12 exons. The record is from RefSeq and is a predicted model, not a curated record. The coding region runs from base 319 to 1893 and encodes 524 amino acids.
GAAGUGAGGAGUGAUCAACUAUGCUCUAUGCGGCGCUCAACAACUACGAUGGUAUGAAUGACAAGAAAAACCGAUCGGAGCACGACACUCACAAAAGCCAAAACCGAAGAGCCGACCGCUUUUUUUGCUGCUCUCUCACUGCAACACACGCACUCACUCUCCGACACACAGAUACGUUCGUACUAACUGCGAGCCCCGUGGUUUUCAUUGAUCCGCACACAUUAAAUUAGUGCUUUUCUUUGUUAUCAUCACAAUUUUUGUUUUCCUCCUCGGGAAAGAAGCGCUCUGAGUUUUCCAGAGAGACGAGCUGCGAGUGGAAUGCAGAGGCGCAGGUGGAUUCCAUUGGUUCUCCUAAGGAAGUUGCUUACUGCGGCUAUAUGCUCGAUCGCGUUUGUGGCGCUUUUCUCUGUCCAUUUUCACGUAGUCCCCUCUUCCAAAGAUCAAAAGUUCAAUGACAAGAUUUCCACGCCUCGUGACAGGCAAAGCUGGACGAGAGAGCUGGCUCCGCCCCAUUUAUCCAAGGCUCCACUUUCUACUCCCAAGCUAAAUAAUGUCAGAGGGGACUCAGACUAUGACAAGCUGUGGAAGCCUCCUUCAAAUCGCGGGUUUCUUCCCUGCAUAAAUCCUACGUAUAAUUACACAACUCCAGCCAAGUCGCAAGGUUACCUACUAGUUCACACAAAUGGUGGGCUCAACCAAAUGCGUGGUGGGAUAUGUGAUAUGGUAGCUGUAGCUCGUAUCAUAAAUGCAACUCUUGUAAUUCCAGAACUUGAUAAAAAGUCAUUUUGGCAAGACAGUAGCAAUUUCUCAGAUGUUUUUGAUGAAGAGCAUUUUAUAAAGUCUCUAGCUAAUGAUGUAGAAAUCGUUAAGAAGCUUCCAAGAGAACUGGUUAAUGUUACCAGAAUAGUCAAGCAUUUCAGAAGUUGGUCUGGUAUGGAUUAUUAUGAGAAUGAGAUUGCCAGCUUGUGGGGAGAAUACCAAGUCAUUCGAGCUGCCAAGUCUGAUUCUCGGUUGGCAAACAACCGUUUACCUCCAGAUAUUCAGAAGCUUCGCUGCCGUGCUUGUUAUGAAGCACUUCGUUUUUCUCUGCGAAUUGAACAAAUGGGAAAAUUGUUGGUGGAGAGGAUGAGGUCAUUUGGUCCUUACAUAGCACUACAUUUACGAUAUGAGAAGGAUAUGCUUGCAUUUAGUGGGUGCACACAUAAUUUAUCUCCAGCUGAAGCCGAUGAGCUACGAAUGAUCAGAGAGAACACUUCCCAUUGGAAGAUAAAGGAUAUUGAUCCCAGAGAACAGAGAUCCAAAGGGUUUUGCCCAUUGACCCCAAAGGAAGUUGGAAUUUUUCUUACUGCUCUUGGAUACCCAUCGAAGACUCCAAUUUAUAUUGCUGCUGGGGAGAUCUAUGGGGGUGAAUCCCAUAUGGCAGAACUUCGUUCCCGCUAUCCAUUGUUAAUGAGCAAGGAAAAGUUGGCAUCCACUGAGGAGCUUGAACCUUUCUUAAGUCAUGCUUCUCAGAUGGCUGCUCUUGACUAUAUAGUAUCUAUUGAAAGUGAUGUAUUCAUACCCUCUUACUCUGGAAAUAUGGCAAGGGCUGUUGAAGGUCAUCGCCGUUUUCUAGGACGUGGCAGAACAAUAUCUCCAGAUAGGAAAGCACUUGUUCGUCUGUUUGAUAAGCUGGAUCUGGGAACGAUAACUGAGGGGAGCACUUUAUCCAAAAAGGUUAUUGAUCUCCACAGAAGACGGCUUGGGUCCCCGAGAAAGAGAAGAGGGCCAAUUUCUGGGACAAAGGGUAUGGAUAGAUUUCGAUCAGAAGAAGCCUUUUACGCUAAUCCUUUACCGGAUUGUUUAUGUCAGACAGAGUCACGAGUUGUAAACUCCUCCCACGUAGAUUCCUAGGUGCAAGGGAGUGUGUUUAUAUGUAUAUACGGAUAGCUUUGUUAGUUAUACCCUUUUUCUUUUUGAAAGAAUUUAUCAUAGAAUAGACAAAGAGGGAUAUACGGUUUGAUGUAAAAUUUAUAGAUGGGGAUGUCAAGCUGGGUAGUUCUGAAUAGGGAUUUGGAAGAUGCACUAUCCAUUCCCUCAGUCAAGAGGGGCCUUAUUUUUGGAGACUGUGGAGUGACUCAUUGAGACAUUGACACAUAAUGUAAUUGUUCUGAGAUAUCUUACAUAAUACCACAUUUCCUUCUUGCAA